GCCCACUAUUGUCAAAUAUAUAUACGUUCUCGCAGAACUAGAUUCAUUUUUUUCGGUCGAGGUCACACGAACAGCGCUUAUAAUGCACACUACGAGUUAACUGUAUCCCGAAGGGGGCUGUCUUUCCGCAAUGUGUUGGCGCGAAAAUGUAACAUCACAUCAGCGAGUACUUCCGUUACAGUCGGAUGAGAAAAUUUCUCGACUAUCCCUCGCCCGAGUUUUCAAUCUCAAUUAACAGAAGGUCCCCUUUCAAGGCUCUCGAGCCCCUUCGGAACGGCUUUAAAGGAUCGUUUGGCAACCAGGUCAGGAAUAAUACUUCCAUUUAAGACUGUACCGCGAUGUCUUGGUUCAGAAGAUUUUUGCUAGAGCGUUAAAAUCAUGUGCAACAGGUGUGAGCAUGUAAUACAACAAUCGGGGUAUAUAAGAUUCCUACAAAAUACACCACAUGUCAGUUGAAUAGCGAACAUUCAAAGGGUGAACACACCGCUGGACCGUUGUAAAACACACGUGUGAAUAAAAUAACAGUGAUUUAUUCAAGUUUGGAGUUCAGUGCGGUAGAUAAGGAUAGGAACUUCAUCCGCGUACGGUAAAUCGAAAAAUCGACAAAUAUGAGGACGCGAGUAUUGAUUUUCGCAAUGAUCCUCCAAUCGACGACUUUGAUCGGCAGUUCGAUCGCCGGUCAAACUGACUACACGCGAUUGUUCGGGAAGUGCGCCGAAGAGAAGAAUACCUUCGACUGUUUGAAACGAAAAGCAUUGAACAUCCUCGAAUCGGCGAUUAAAGAAGAUUCGGUGUACACGCUAAACGACCUUGUCUCGAUAACGAAAGAUCCGAAAUUCGUCGUCGCCGAAACGUCCAGGAGUCUCAACAACGACUCUCUGGACGAACAGCUUGAAAAAAGAUUCUACGAGUACCUGUCGUCCAGGAGUAUAAAGUUCACCAUUCCGGGGAAUAUAAUCGAAGGGCGUAAAAAGAAGGACAAAUACGGCGGCAUGAUGAUGAUGGGUGGUCUGGCGAUGGCCGGUAUGAUGGCGCAGUUGGCGAUGGGAAAAAUAGCGUUUUUGGCGGGGACGGCGUUGCUGACGGCGAAGAUCGCCCUGGUUCUGAGCGCGAUAAUAGGACUGAAAAAAUUGGCCGGAAGUGGCGGAGGAGGGCAUGAGGUGAUCUACGCCACGGCAACGGAACACCAUGGCGGUGGAGGGGGUGGUGGUUCUUACGGUGGAGGUUGGCAACGAUCAUUUGGGGGACCGAAUCUUACCGGAAAUAGCGCUGUUUACCCCGUUUAUACGGGUGCAGUCAACGCGGGACAGGAUCUGGCAUAUAGCGGUCAAAGAUCGCAAAGUUGAACCGGCUAGGCGUCGAUCUCAUCCGCAUUUUCAUCCGAAAUACUGUUCGAUGUUACCGUUACACAGGGGGACGCCGUUGACCGAUGAAAAAUCAUAACUUUCGCCAAACUCUCCCCCUCUCGCGGUGCAUCGACAUCGUCUGAUAUUACGAAUAUUAGUUUUAGAAAUUAUCAUGUAAUUGUAUGUAUUAUUUAUUACUCGUUGAACUACAGCCCCUAAAUAUCGCAAUCGAUUUUGUAAGAUUCUGUUCGGAGGGUAGAAAGUAGAAAGUUGAGAGAAAAAAAAAAGAAGGAAGAAAAAAUGGUGCUGGGCAUCUCCUCGUUUGGUUGGUUUGAUAAUUUGAAAGAAAAAAAUUACGGUCAUUUUUCGCCGAUAAGUUUGACUAAUCUGAUGUCAUUUGAUAUUAUUCUAGUGAUUUCUAUUCUGAGCGUCUAUCAUCGUCGCGUGAUCUGACCAGUGGAAUUAUUUAACGCCUGAUUAUAUCCGACUAUCCGACCUACGGAAUAAAACGACCGCUGCUACUUUAGACUUUAGAAAAAAACAAAGAGCAUAACGAUGUGUAUUGUUUAAUUAUUUAUGAAAUAAAUUAUGCUAAUGUGAAACAAAAA
This is a messenger RNA of Athalia rosae (coleseed sawfly), 1954 nucleotides long. RefSeq lists its product as uncharacterized. Lineage: Eukaryota; Metazoa; Arthropoda; Insecta; Hymenoptera; Athaliidae. The record is from RefSeq and is a predicted model, not a curated record. The coding region runs from base 609 to 1346 and encodes 245 amino acids. The transcript is spliced from 3 exons.